Lycium ferocissimum is the source of this 894-nucleotide messenger RNA. Its product is annotated as photosynthetic NDH subunit of lumenal location 2, chloroplastic. Bases 72 to 653 code for a protein of 193 amino acids. The transcript is spliced from 2 exons. Gene Ontology annotation, biological process: photosynthesis; photosynthetic electron transport chain. The record is from RefSeq and is a predicted model, not a curated record. Gene Ontology annotation, cellular component: photosystem II oxygen evolving complex; chloroplast; photosystem II. Lineage: Eukaryota; Viridiplantae; Streptophyta; Magnoliopsida; Solanales; Solanaceae. Gene Ontology annotation, molecular function: calcium ion binding.
UUACCCCCAAAACUCAACUAUGGACACUACAUUUCAAAGCAACAACACUCUUUUAACUUUGUUACACAAACAUGAGCACUUUCACAAAUCCUACAACAUUGUUCCAUCCAAAAAUCACCAUAACCAAAAACAAUCGCACACAAUGCAGGACAUUACCCAAAAUCCAAUCAAACUUAUCUAGUGAUGAAGAAAAAUUUUCCUGUAGGAGAAAUAUUGUCACAACAUUUCUUGCCACUUCAUUAGCAUUAGGCCUACAAUCCACACCAUUAGCAUUGGCUGAAAAUUGGGGCGUUCGAUCAUUUUUAAGGGAACAUUUCUUCGAGCCGGGGUUGUCCCCUGAAGAUGCAGUGGCACGAAUUCGUCAAACAGCAGAUGGACUACAUAGUAUUAAGGAAAUGUUGGAGACCAAUUCAUGGAGGUACGUCUUGUUUUACAUUCGUCUUAAAUCGGCUUAUCUUAAACAGGAUAUGAAGAAUGCCUUGUCCAGGGUGCCUGAAAGUCGCAAAGAGUCUUUUGUUAAAACUGCCAAUGAACUGACUGAUAACAUGGCUGAGUUUGAUUAUUACAUUCGAACUCCAAAGGUAUACGAAUCACGUGUAUUCUACGAGAAGACGCUGAAAUCAAUUGAUGAGUUGGUGGCAUUACUUGCAUAAUGUGAGAGUUUGCACAUCAAAUGUAAAGAGCCUAUUUCUCAAAGUGGUCAAGAAAUCUUGAAAUUAUAUACAGUAGCAGUUGAAAUAGUCUCAAUUUACGUUCAUUAGUUUGUUCAGAAAAGGACUUUCCUCAAUAAACAAAUUAGAGCUUAUGAUUACAUAGUUUUGAGAGUCAUUUCUGAGACAAUCUAUAUUGUAAAUAUCAGUUUCUGCUUAAUGAAACUAUGGAUUGUUAACUUGA